UCGGCAUUUUUCGCAGUAGCACUGACAUCCUUGACCGAUGAACAGUUUUUCUUCCGUUGACUUGUGCUUAACGGUCUCUGUGCUAGUGAUCAUCGCAGCUUUUGUUUACUACACAGGAUUUUAUUUGGGCAUUCGUUUGGCGUUCAACCUGUCUUGCCACGACAAUUCGUCAAGCUGAUCGUACAUUAGCCGAUUGCUAUUGUACGUCUCAGCUUUAAGUAUCUAGCCUAAUCGUCAUAUGGGUUACGACUCUUGGACCUCCGAACGGUCAUUAGAUUCGAGUGCCAUGGUGGACCAGCUCUCCGAUAUAUACUUGACCGACGAGGUGGUGCAAGAAUUAGUCGACAGAAUUCCUCCUGAUUUUCUGAUGGAGAUGGAAGCAAUAAUUAAUAACGAUGCUGCUAGCGUAUCGCGCACAUACGCCACGAUGCCUGCGAAUGUGGAUUUUGAGCCUCCUGUCGAGCCUAUGUCAGAAGUACAAUCAGCGAAACCGGAGAUCAACAACGAAGCAUCGGAAUUUGUUGCAAUCAUCGGAUUCGAUGAACCCCUUCCACAUGUCGAAUCGCCUACAGGAUGCCUUCAACCUAUUAACCCCAAUCCAUUGCAAAAGACCGAACUUCCUAAAGACAACGCUCCCCUUCCCGAGAUUAAGUCUUCUGAAGUGACGGAUUUCUUUCAAGAAAUUGAAGAGUUCCUGCAGAUGCAACAAUCCUUGAAUCAUCAAAUACAAACUACAGUACAACCGAUGGUACCUGAUGAAUUGAUUCCUGAUUUCAUGCCGGACUAUUGUUCCAGAAGUCAAUGUGGCAAAGUUAUACGCAGACGAACUUAUCAUAUCGACACCACUGGAUAUCGGCGCAGGUUCAACUACGGCCUCGGUAAAUCAAAACAGGAACUUUAUGGGAAUCCAUUUCUCAAACCAACUAGGUAUUUGUGCGAUUACUGUCCCUCCGAGAUGUACAAGAUUACGGUCUUUUUAAUGCACAUGAAGCGUCAUCGCGACGACGAACUUCGACGUGGUCUGUCACGAUGCAGUUCAUGUGGAAUGUUGUUUUACGAUGUAAUACAGAAGAGAUGGCAUCAGACAGAAUGCCAUAAGCGUAACAUGACAUGGCGCAUCUAAAACAUUGUUAUUACGCGAUUGCUUUUUCCAGAUCCGAGUACUGUUUAUUUAAUACUAUAACGUACAUUGUGGCGUAAUAUUCAUUAGAAUAACUUUCAAUUGAUUUUACUUUCUGAAUCGUGGACGUAUACUGGUUGUCGUUCUAUGCCGCGAACUACAUGUUUCUUUGGAAUUUCUAAAUUUAAGAUUAAAUUUAUAUUAUAAAUUUUUAAGAUUAUAUCUAUUAACUAGAUAAAUAUAAAGUUGAUAGAAGUACUCGGCGAAGUGAAAAGCAUAAG
Phymastichus coffea is the source of this 1401-nucleotide messenger RNA. RefSeq lists its product as uncharacterized. The transcript is spliced from 2 exons. Bases 239 to 1123 code for a protein of 294 amino acids. The record is from RefSeq and is a predicted model, not a curated record. Lineage: Eukaryota; Metazoa; Arthropoda; Insecta; Hymenoptera; Eulophidae.